This is a messenger RNA of Brienomyrus brachyistius, 1410 nucleotides long. It is a transcript of the gene hmgb3b, whose product is annotated as high mobility group box 3b. Gene Ontology annotation, biological process: regulation of transcription by RNA polymerase II. Gene Ontology annotation, molecular function: DNA binding, bending. Bases 189 to 803 code for a protein of 204 amino acids. The record is from RefSeq and is a predicted model, not a curated record. Lineage: Eukaryota; Metazoa; Chordata; Actinopteri; Osteoglossiformes; Mormyridae. The transcript is spliced from 5 exons.
CAAUCAGUGACUGUGGAGGCUGUUUUAAACUACCGGGGCCGCUAGCCAAUCAGGCCGGUCUCGUAUCGAGCUAGCGCGAGGCUGUGUACAUAGCUUUUAUAGCGAGAGGACUCCGAAGCGCACUGCUACGUGCGGAGAAACAGCACAGGAACAAAUUAAUUUCAGAGAAAUAAAAUCCACUGAGGAGAAUGGCAAAGGGCGACCCCAAAAAGCCGAAGGGCAAGAUGUCCGCCUAUGCCUACUUCGUCCAGACAUGCCGUGAGGAGCACAAGAGGAAGAACCCCGACAUUCCCGUGAAUUUUGCUGAGUUUUCCAAGAAGUGCUCCGGCAGAUGGAAGACCAUGUCCCCGAAGGAGAAGUCCAAAUUCGAGGACAUGGCGACGCAGGACAAAGCCCGCUAUGAGGAGGAGAUGAUGGCCUACCCUGUUGGCACAAAGGGCAAGAAGAGCAAGAAGGACCCCGCUGCCCCCAAACGGCCCCCGUCUGGGUUCUUCCUGUUCUGCUCUGAGUACCGUCCCAAAAUCAAAGGCCAGAACCCCAGCCUGGGGAUUGGUGAGGUGGCCAAGAAGCUUGGGACCAUGUGGAACAACAUGACCGACGCUAACAAGCAGCCGUACCUGGCCAAGGCUGGCAAGCUGAAGGACAAGUACAAGAAGGACAUGGCGGACUACAAGCACAAGGGCAAAACCGGUGCUGCGACAGCUUCAAAACCUGCCUCAAAGAGCAUGCAGGAUGACGAUGAUGAGGAAGACGAGGAGGAGGAGGAGGAAGAGGAGGAUGACGAUGACGAUGAUGAUGAAUAGAUGUGUUCACAGAUGGAUUGUCACGGGUUUAGAAAUGUUGGCGGUGCAAUUUUAUUAACUUCUCCCAGGUUUAGUUUGGACUCGGUCUGAUGUGCUGAGAUGAUUACAUGAUGGAAGCCACUUGACAUCCCUAUUCAGCUUGUUGGUCGUUGCUGUUCAGUGUCAUCUUGACACGUUUUGGUUUUUUUAAUUUGCUGACUAUAGCUGGUAGCGUUUAAAUGAGUUUCUUUAAGAAAGCUGUUUGAACUGAUUUACCUUUUUUCUUGGGUUUUAAAAUUGCACAGGUCUAGGCUGUAGGUGUGUUUAAAAAUAUCAGCAGUAGCUAAGCUUGACUCGGAGCUGUUGGGUGAAGCAGACUGGUUAGAAAUGGCUGACUUGCUUCAUGCUGUGGGCUUCUUGCUCAUGUAUUGUAGUAGCCUGUGAUGCUUUACUUGGGGUGUGAGUUGUUGGCUGCUGAAUGGGAAUUUUUAACUCUGAAACCCAUCAACUGACAAGUGGAAAGCAUUAAUAGUGGCUUUGGAAAAUCUUAUUUUGCAUCUGAGAUUUAUUUUUUUGUAUAUUUAGGGAUGGUAUGGUGUUUUGAAAUAAAGUUGCAUUUUUAGACUUA